ACUGUGAAGGUGCCCAUGAUGAAACUUAAGUUUCUAACCACACCCUACUUCCGGGAUGAGGAGCUGGCCUGCACUGUGGUGGAGCUGAAGUACACAGGCAAUGCCAGCGCCCUGUUCAUCCUCCCUGAUCAAGACAGAAUGCAGCAGGUGGAAGCCAGCCUGCAGCCAGAGACCCUGAGGAAGUGGAGGGACUCUCUGAGGCCCAGCAUAAUUGAUGAGCUCUACCUGCCCAAGUUCUCCAUCUCCACUGACUACAGCCUGGAGGACAUCCUUCAUCAGCUGGGCAUCAGGGAAGUCUUCUCCGCACAGGCUGACCUGUCUGGGAUCACAGGGGCCAAGAACCUGAGAGUCUCUCGGGUGGUCCACAAGGCUGUGCUGGACGUGGCUGAGACAGGCACAGAAGCAGCGGCUGCCACUGGAAUAAUGUUGAUGGGAUCGGCUCUAAUUUUGGACCCUCUUGAAGUGCAUUUUGACAGGCCAUUUCUGAUGAUUAUCUCUGACACAGAUACUCAGACUUCACUCUUUAUGGCCAAAGUCACAAAUCCCAAGGAAAACUAGAACUUCCCAUGUGGUGAUGCUUCUUCCUGGGAGCCAGGGAUUAAGCCUGUAUGUGGGUCUCUAUGUGCAUUUUGGCGUCCAUGCUCUGAUUGGAUGUG
Myodes glareolus (Bank vole) is the source of this 656-nucleotide messenger RNA. The record is from RefSeq and is a predicted model, not a curated record. Lineage: Eukaryota; Metazoa; Chordata; Mammalia; Rodentia; Cricetidae.